Messenger RNA from Gongylonema pulchrum, 1008 nucleotides. NCBI's taxonomy places the organism in Eukaryota, Metazoa, Nematoda, Chromadorea, Rhabditida, Gongylonematidae. The record is from the annotation of a GenBank genome assembly.
GAGCGAAUUUUACCCCAAGGAAGGCACGAAAUUCCAUUCUCUUAUACGUUACCGAAGACAUUGCCGUCAUCAUUUGAGGGCGAAUAUGGUUUUGUUAGGUAUACUUGUACAGCUACAUGCGAGAGGCCUUGGGAUGUGGAUAUUGUGUCGAAGCGAGCGUUUACAGUUGUCGGAAUUGAGGAUAUCAACCAGGAGCCUGAGACAAUGGAACCAGCUUGUGUUUCGGAGUGUGACUCGUCGGUGAGUUUUUGUUGCCGGAAGCAAGGCUCUGUGUCGGUAAAGCUUUCACUCGAUCGAACUGGAUUUACACCUGGCGAACAGUUCCAAGUGAACGCAACAAUCACCAACGACAGUUCCAAGACCAUCAGAUGUUCAGCGUUGAAAAUGAGGCAGCAAGUUGAUUACAGGGCAAAAACAUUUGCUGGAAGUGAGCACGUGAAAUCGGCCAGUAGGGUGAUCGUGAAGAAGGAAAAAGGCGAAAUUGCGCCACAUUCAAAAUUUGCCUGGAUUAACGAGAACGUUGUUGUGCCUUCCAUUCCUCCGCGAUUAUCCCGGUGUAAAAUUAUACAGAUCACUUAUACGCUUGAGCUCGACGUUGAUGGUUGUGUUAAAGCGGUGCUGCCAAUUCAGAUUGGCACAAUACCAUGCCUGUCGAAUAUCGUGGAACGCACUAUUAACGGCCAGAAGAAGAUGGAUAGCCCAGGGGCUGCAAACGGCGCUACGCCAACCCAGUCCAUUCCGAAGCCUGUCUUCGAUGGGUCUACUAUUCAGGUAAAACAAGUUUGGAAAGCCACUAAUAUUGGCCAAAUCAAGGAGAAAACGGAUCUUGUCAAAACUGUGGAGGUUACGGUAACGAAUGAAAGCGGUCAAACGCUGGACAAUACGAGUGAUGGCGAGGAUCUGAGUCCGCAAGCCGAAGUGCUUUUGUUUGCAAAAAAGCGCGUACGAAUGCCGAGCUCCAUUCUCAGCGAACUCUAUCCAAAACUUCCCAGCCCCUAUUACAGGUGA